AUGGUUAAUGGCAUUUUGCUGCUUUCCAGUGAACCACGUCUUCGUGUUGUAACUGACCCUGCCUGUGAUCACCAGCCAAUCACAGAGGCCUCUUAUGUUAAUAUUCCAGUCAUUGCCUUCUGCAAUACUGACUCUCCUCUGCGAUUUGUGGACAUUGCCAUCCCAUGCAACAACAAGAAUGCUCAUUCUGUUGGCCUUGUAUGGUGGAUGUUGGCCCGUGAAGUACUUCGCCUGCGUGGUACCAUUUCCCGUACAUUGCCUUGGGAAACUGAUGUUAUGCCUGAUCUCUUCUUCUACAGGGAUCCUGAAGAACAAGAAAAGGAAGAGGCUGCUAAAGCCGAGGCCCUCAAGGCUGAGGCUGAACAGCUGAAGGCUGAUGCAGCUGCUGCAGAGAACUGGGGAACUGAUGCCGAGAUUCCUGAUGCUACUGUUCCUGCUGUAGGCACAGGCGCUACAGUUCCAUCCCCUGUGGCUGGAGCUGCUCCUGGCGCUGCACCUGCUGCUGCUGCCGCCCCUGCAGGACCUGUUGAUGACUGGGGUCAGGCUGGUGAUGAUUGGGCUGCCACAACCUGCGCUGGAACUGGUGAUGACUGGGGAGGUGCCCUGAUGGUACUCAUGGGAUUUGAGCAACAUGCAGAAGAAACUGACCCUGAACGCAUUAGUCAGAUAAUAAGUCGGGCAGUGGAGGAUGGGAAGUGGGUUAUUGAAAAGGAGUGGAUUGAUGUAUUUCCUGAGGAGUGGUUGGGUUUACCUCUGUUUUCUAACUAUCACCUUUAUUCUUGGUCUUUAAAUGAUAGCAGUAGUACCAAUCUCCAGUUAAAGCAGCCAGCAGCGCUGAUCUCCAGUUAA
This is a messenger RNA of Macrobrachium nipponense, 849 nucleotides long. Its product is annotated as small ribosomal subunit protein uS2-like. The record is from RefSeq and is a predicted model, not a curated record. Gene Ontology annotation, cellular component: cytosolic small ribosomal subunit; 90S preribosome; ribosome. Lineage: Eukaryota; Metazoa; Arthropoda; Malacostraca; Decapoda; Palaemonidae. Gene Ontology annotation, biological process: cytoplasmic translation; ribosomal small subunit assembly. The transcript is spliced from 7 exons. Gene Ontology annotation, molecular function: structural constituent of ribosome. The coding region runs from base 1 to 849 and encodes 282 amino acids.